AUGGAUGAGGAGUCGCUCAGCGUAGGUAGCAUGGUGAUAGGUGGGAAAAGGAGGAACCGAGCACUUUACGUGGCGCUGCCUGUGCCCUCCGCCCUGUGCCCCUGGGCGCAGCUGUGUGGGAGAGAGGAGGGCGCGGCUGGGAGCCCGCGGGAGAGCGCCUCGGUCAGCCCCUUCGGAAAUGUCUCCUCCCGGGGGCAGGUACCCGUGUCAGAACAGUCGUAUCACAACGGUCUAGUAGGCGCGUUCUUUCCUCGCCCGGCCGGCCGCGCUCCGCGGAGUGGCCGGCAGAGGGCGCGGAGGGCCCGCUUGGCCUGGGAGAGCCGCUGCUCUGCGCCGGAGCGCCAGGGCCGCCCCAGGGGCCUCUGCCCGGGUGCCCCUGUGCUCGUCCCGGCGCAGCUCCCGCACCCGGGCCUCGCGGCUGCGGGGCGCUGGGGGCUCCGGAGCGGGCUCCUGCGGGUCGGGGCUCCUCUUCCCCUCCCGGCCCCGCAGAUCCGUCCGUUCUCCGGCUCACACCGCAGCAGGAACCUGGGGAGCGGGCACAGGAGCACUCGGAGUUCCGCCUGUCUCAGCCACCCCGAAAGAGAAGUAGAUCACCCUCCCGAAGAACCGGCGGCGGCACCUGAGGUCACAUCCCAGCCCUGGAUGGAUCACAUCCCUGGGCCAGGAGAGACUGUGCAGGAGGAAAUCCAGAUUGUCAUCAUUCAUCUCUGGGGGACAACGCAGACUUACGCAGAUGGCUUGCACAUGCUGAGAGAAGGAUGUGGUGGUCAUUCACUGUCAUCCGUGGUGACCACCCGCUGCUGCAUCCAUUUUCGUGAGGACUAUUCCACGAGAAGUUCCUGACACCGAACCAAGUGUAUCUUCUUCAGUGAAGAAACAUGUUAUAGGUGUUUAUGUGAAAUCUCCACUCGCAUGUCUCACUGGCCUUUCCUAUUCAGGAUUAUCUGGAGCUACUAGUUUCAGGUAUCACAUCUGUGACUGCUACUUGCACAGGCAAGCAAAGAGAGCUACGUAAUGACAAUACACUGGACAGUUGGGUCCUCGAGCCCGGACAAAGGAAUUUAUAAUAAAGGAAUCAGGCUGUGGACAAAGAUCCGAGACAAGGGAGUUAUCAUUGCUUGACAUGAAGUACAUGAGGUGCUUUACCUAAAAUUCCUCAUGAGAUGAAUAUCGUCGUUGCUGUUUUGUAGCUGAGAACAGUGGGACUUAUUCCAAGAGUUUGGUCAGUAGCCAGCGAGGGUGGAAAGAGUAUUUAGCUGCAGAUCUUCUCUAGGGUCAGUUCUUCUGCCUCUUUGCCGCGGAUGGCAUAGUGUUCUCCGUGUGGCGAAUUGCUGGAGUGGGGGAUCCCAGCAGUCACUAGGUACUAGUGACCUGAGGGCUUCCUGAGGAAAACGGCACAAAUGGCUUUUGACUCAAAGAUGAAUUAGGAUACUAGCAUGUACUCCCCUAAGCAGGCGAAGUCAAGAAAGCCAAGGAGCCCGGCAUGCCCGUAGGUCCUGUUUUAAGGUCGGUGUGUGCUGGGGGUGGGGCAGUUCUAAGUGCAGUGCUGGCUCCAGCAUUGGCUUUUCGUUUCUUUAAAAAUCCAGAUCCAGAAAAGGGGAGAAUAAAAACAGAGAGAGAGAAGACUGCCGUUGGAAGUGCAGUACAGAGCACAUGCGAUCCACGCCCAAGGCAAGGGGAGACGCUCACAGCGUGGAGGACUUGACGCAAGCGUCCUUUCUAAAUCCAGGAGCAAGCGCGAAAGCUGCCAGGGAGCAGUGCCAUCAUGCGGUAGACGAAGGAGUAGCAAGAGCUGGUGAGAAGAAGCAGUGGGCGGCAGCUGG
Messenger RNA from Chinchilla lanigera (long-tailed chinchilla), 1823 nucleotides. RefSeq lists its product as uncharacterized. The record is from RefSeq and is a predicted model, not a curated record. Lineage: Eukaryota; Metazoa; Chordata; Mammalia; Rodentia; Chinchillidae. The transcript has 8 exons. Bases 1 to 843 code for a protein of 280 amino acids.